This is a messenger RNA of Emys orbicularis (European pond turtle), 2532 nucleotides long. It is a transcript of the gene BICD2, whose product is annotated as BICD cargo adaptor 2. Lineage: Eukaryota; Metazoa; Chordata; Testudines; Emydidae. The record is from RefSeq and is a predicted model, not a curated record. Gene Ontology annotation, molecular function: dynein light intermediate chain binding; cytoskeletal adaptor activity; dynein complex binding. Gene Ontology annotation, biological process: retrograde vesicle-mediated transport, Golgi to endoplasmic reticulum; protein localization to Golgi apparatus; microtubule-based movement.
AUGGCUCUGGCUAUGGAGGAGGAGGACUACGCCAAGCUGGUGAUGGAGUCGGAGCCGGAGUGGCUGCGGAGUGAGCUCAAGCGGCUCUCCCAGGAGCUGGGCGAGACCACCCGGGAGAAGAUCCAGGCGGCGGAGUACGGGCUGGCCGUGCUGGAGGAGAAGCAGCAGCUCAAGCAGCAGUACGAGGAGCUGGAGGCGGAGUACGAGACCAUCCGCACGGAGAUGGAGCAGCUGAAGGAGGCUUUUGGGCAGGCUCAUACCAACCACAAGAAGGUAGCAGCCGAUGGAGAGAGCAGGGAGGAGACCUUGAUUCAGGAGUCUGCUACCAAAGAAGAGUACUACAUGAAAAAAGUAAUGGAGCUGCAGACUGAGCUAAAGCAGCUGAAGAAUGUCCUUGCCAACACCCAGUCUGAAAAUGAACGCCUUAAUUCUGUCGCACAGGAGCUGAAAGAGCUCAAUCAGAAUGUGGAGACCCAGAGAGCCCGCUUGCGAGAUGACAUCAAGGAAUAUAAAUUCAGAGAAGCUCGUUUGCUGCAAGACUACACUGAGCUCGAGGAGGAGAACAUCUGCCUUCAGAAACAAGUGUCUGUCCUCAAGCAAAACCAGGUGGAGUUUGAAGGCCUAAAACAUGAAAUCAAAAGGCUUGAAGAGGAAACAGAAUUUCUCAACAGCCAGUUGGAAGAUGCUAUACGGUUGAAAGAGAUCUCAGAACGCCAACUUGAGGAGGCCUUAGAGACCCUGAAGACUGAGCGUGAACAGAAGAACAACCUUCGUAAGGAGCUCUCUCAUUACAUGAACAUCAAUGACUCUAUGUACACCAGCCACCUGAACAUCUCUUUGGAUGGACUGAAGUUCAGCGAUGAAACCACAGAGCCCAAUAACGAUGAAAUCAUGAAUGGCUUUGAACAGAACUGCCUCAGCAAAAUUAGCAAUGGCAAGAAUAAUACAUCCACUCCCAAGAAAAAUGACAGCUUCCCUCCAGCCCCAAGCCUGGUGUCAGAUCUUCUGAGCGAGCUAAAUAUAUCAGAAAUCCAGAAGUUGAAACAACAGCUUGUGCAGAUGGAAAGAGAAAAAGUUAAUUUGUUAUCUACACUCCAAGAGUCUCAGAAACAGCUGGAGAACACCCGGGGAGCCCUUUCAGAGCAGCAUGAGAAAGUUGGCAGGCUCACAGAGAACCUUAAUGCAAUGAAAAAACUCCAAGUCAGCAAGGAACGUCAGUCUGCUCUUGACAAUGAGAAGGAGCGUGACAGCCAUGAAGAUGGAGAUUAUUACGAAGUUGACAUCAAUGGGCCAGAGAUCCUAGAAUGCAAGUACAAAGUGGCCGUGGCAGAGAUUGGUGACCUAAAAGAAGAGCUUAAAGUCCUUAAGGGCAAAUAUGAAGAGUGUGAGUCUAAAUAUGAGGAGGAGAAGAACAGAUAUGAGACUGAAAGCCAAGCUCUUACUGAAAAGAUCACCUUGUUAGAAAAAUCUAAUAGGCAAGAUAGAGAACAGGUAGCCAGACUGGAGAAGGAGCUGAAGAAAGUAAGCGACGUUGCUGGAGAAACACAGGGCAGUCUCAGUGUAGCCCAAGAUGAACUAGUCACGUUCAGUGAGGAGCUGGCCAAUUUGUAUCACCACGUCUGCAUGUGCAACAAUGAAACUCCAAACAGGGUGAUGCUGGAUUAUUACAAAGAGGGUAAAGGAGGACGCAGCAGCCCAGAGGGCAAAGGUCGAAGGUCACCGAUCCUGCUCUCUAAAGGGCUGCUAUCAAUAGACCUAGGAAAGGCAGAGAAUGGAAGUGGUGACAGUAGUCCAUCUCCAGUGUCAUCCCUCCCAUCUCCUGUGUCAGAUCCUCGGAAGGAACCCAUGAAAUACAACUUGAUUGCUAUAAUUCGCGAUCAGAUCAAACACCUACAAGCUGCGGUGGACAGAACAACCGAGUUGUCCAGGCAGCGUGUUGCCACCCAAGAACUUGGGCCGGUAGUGGACAAAGACAAGGAAGCUUUCAUGGAGGAAAUCCUGAAGCUGAAGUCCCUGUUAAGCACCAAGAGAGAACAGAUAGCAACCCUAAGAACUGUGCUAAAGGCCAACAAACAGACUGCAGAGGUAGCCCUUGCCAACUUAAAAAGCAAGUAUGAAAAUGAGAAAGCUAUGGUUACGGAGACAAUGAUGAAACUGCGUAAUGAGCUGAAGGCUUUAAAAGAAGAUGCUGCUACCUUCUCUUCUCUGAGAGCAAUGUUUGCUACAAGAUGUGACGAAUAUGUCACACAGCUGGAUGAAAUGCAACGCCAGCUCGCAGCAGCUGAAGAUGAGAAGAAGACUCUGAACUCCUUGCUUCGUAUGGCAAUCCAGCAAAAACUGGCACUGACCCAGCGCCUGGAGCAUCUGGAGCUUGACCAUGAGCAGUCCAGAAGGGUGCGCACUAAAUCUGCUUCCAAAGCCAAGACCAGUAACCCGAGUGUAAGUCAUAUCCGGUCCUGUGGAGACACAUCUGAGGGGUCUGUCCUUAACAACCAGGUGUUUUGUGAGAAGUAUAAGAUCUAUUGUGACUAG